Messenger RNA from Capsicum annuum, 1867 nucleotides. Its product is annotated as F-box protein At1g53790. Gene Ontology annotation, molecular function: protein binding. The coding region runs from base 391 to 873 and encodes 160 amino acids. The transcript has 2 exons. Lineage: Eukaryota; Viridiplantae; Streptophyta; Magnoliopsida; Solanales; Solanaceae. The record is from RefSeq and is a predicted model, not a curated record.
GAGGAGAAAAGAAAGAGAUAAACGCAGAAAAAUUAGGGGGAAAUUUUGCAAAUAUAUUUAAAUAUUUUUUAAAAAAUAUAAGAUAUUUUCCUUUAUUUAUUUUUUUUGGGCGUGGGGGUUGGGGUGUUGGGGGUUUCAAAUAACUGAGGCCCGUCAACACUGGUAAAAUGGUAGUUGGGUUUCAAAUAUACGGUGAGUUGGGUUUGGUAGUUGAUGAGGUGCUUGUGCCAUAAUUGACCCGACCCGACCCGACCCGACCCGACCCGACCCGACAAGAGAUGUAGCCGUAGCAAGUAAGUAUUUCAGCCUUUGGAUCUCUGUUUUUGCAUAUAAAAGGAGGAUGAGGAUUGAGGAGCUUAGGAAUGGACAAGGAAGGGCAGUAGAAGAACGAUGAAGAAGAAUAACAAUUCUAAUCCACCGUUUGAGGGAAAAUUAGCAUAUAAUUCAAAUUCUCAAAAGAUACAGAAGAAGAAAUCAAUUGCAAAGACCGAUGUUUUGAAUCAAAUUACCAGCAAUGGAGGAGAAAAGAGUCAACUUAAGAAGAACAUUGAAAAGGCCAAAGGCAAGUGCAUUAUGGACCCCUCAAUUAACAGGGAGGAGCAAAUGGAUGUUGAUCAGGUCACUUGUCAUUUUAAUUGCCCUUUCAAGGACGACAUAAUCAUGGAGAUCCUCUGCAGGUUACCUGUACGCUAUCUUGUUCAAUUCAAAUGUGUUUCUAAAUUGUGGAACGCGAUAAUUUCUGAUCCUUACUUUGUCAACAAGCAUCUCAAUCAUGCCAAGAAUGAUCCACAUGCCCCAAAACUACUUUUUUGCGAAAUUUCCCUUGCGGAUUAUACAACUUCCAUCUAUUCUUGUCCUUUAUCGUCCGUUUGACUGGUUGACAAACUACAAAAACUUGACCCCCCUUCAAGCCCUGAAACCAUAACCUGUUGUACUUACAAUGGCUUGGUUGUUAUCAGUGCUUUUAGUCAAACUAUUCAACAAUCCAUACAUAUGUUGUGGAACCCCUCCACAAGAGAAUCAAUACUACUUCCUCAAACCAGAAUUUCCAAGGCAGAAUUUUUAUCGUUUGGGAUAUUGGGUUAUGACUCAACUAUUGGUGACUAUAAGAUCCUAAAAAUUGACAUUCGCAGUCCCAAUGAGGGAAGCAAAGUGCCUGGUGAGAUUCUCACGUUGAAAAGUGGUUCCUGGAGAAAUAUUGACAAAUUUCCUCAUGGACUUAUCACUUGGGCGUCUGGUAUUGGUUCUUCUUUGGCAUUAGUAAACAAUGCCUUUCACUGGAUCUGUGUGUCUGGAGAGUAUUAUGGAGUUUCAAGAACUUUCUGUCUGGUUUCAUUUAGUAUUUCAAAUGAAGUGUACUCAGAGAUACCGUUGCCAGAGCAAUUAUCAUGCAUAAAGGGCAAUAUCGAUAUUGGCAUUUCUGAAGUGAAAGAAAUGCUUUGUGCUUAUUGUACUUAUGUUCCUCAGCAGCAGCGCACUUUUAAGUUAUGGAUAUUGAAAAACUAUGGUGUCUAUGAAUCUUGGAAUUCGGUGCUUAGUAUAGUUGAUCAUGACCUUGUUAGAGCUAUACCGAAAUAUUGGUUUGCUGAUGGUGAUGUGCUAUUCUGGUCCUCAUAUUUGGCGGCUAAACCGAGAUGUUCAUUUAGGACAACAUCCAGGGGGGCAAUUGGACUAUGUGAUGAUAACAUUCGGAAUGGAUUUGUUUUUAUGGAAAGCUUGAUCUCUCCAAAGUCACUUAUUUAGUGUUUGCUUAUGUAUGAUCAAGGAAAUCUUUUUCUUUUUCCAGUCUCCAUGUUGUAACCACCUUGUACUCUUGUUAUUUUAUCAACCAGAGUGAUUUUAUUAAUCCUUAUGAAUAUUGCAUUGA